GGGCCGUGGGAGCUACAGUUAUACAAGGCAGUUCGCCAGCUGGGUCAGGCGCUGGGCCGAGGGUUGCUGGGAAAGAAGGGGCAGCGAAGGAGGUCCAGGGUGGGGGCAGGCCCGAGGCGUCCUCUGUCCUCUCCUCCGCUCCACCCCCGCAUGAUACCAAAGGGCCUCUGUCCUCGUUACAGGCAGCAGGGAAGGGGUCAGUGCGGUGGUUCCUCUACGUUCCCUGGUUUUGUCUGCAAGGGAAACAGACUGGGCUAGGUGGCUUUCCUCUAUCUCCUGGUCUCAGCAAAGCCCAAGAACACAGCCAGAGGAACCCUGAGAAUCUGCUCCCAGCCCGCAGGCACUGCUGCAGGGCCCGCUUGCUUCGCUUCCGGUGGAGCAACCUUCGGGGACUCCACUUCAGCACGCGGAGGGCGGCAGCAAAGGGCCCUUUAAAGGGCGGAGCCAGCGCUUCCCCAGGACCACCUCCUCUGGUUCGACUUAGCCUGCAGGACUAGCUUGCACCUCGGCCGACCGCUUUUACUUUUCCUUCCCGUGUCUUCCCUGGUGACCUCGGAAGUGGAAGUAGACGCGAAUCGGCGGCCGCGGCGGGGACGGAAGGCGGAAGCAGAGCGUGAGAGGGAGGCGGAGCCGGGGGAGCUGCUCUCGUAGCUCCCCCUGGCCCUCGGCCCAGCUGCUCGAGGGGGAGGAGUUACCGCCGCUCUUCGGCAUCGGAAGUUCCCAUGAUGGCUGUGACCUGACACCCUCAGGAAGCCCCGGGGUCAUGGCCCAGAAGCACCCCGGAGAAGGAGGGUUGUGUGGAGCCCACCACAGUGGUGGUGCCUCCCUCAGGUCUUUAGGACACUCUGUGGACCCUGACAUACUUUCAUUCUCAGGACUCAGGGACUCAGCGCGGCCUACUCCUAAUGGUACCCGCUGCCUCACAGAGCACUCUAGUCCUAAGUACACACAGCCCCCAAAUCCAGCCCACUGGUCGGAUCCAAGCCAUGGACCCCCAAGGGGUCCAGGACCCCCUCUGGCUGGAGAGGACCCUGAUCAGAGUGAGGCAUCUUCAGAAGAGUCAGGAGUGGACCAGGAACUCUCAAGAGAGAAUGAGGCUGGAUACCAGGAUGAUGGGAACUCUUGUUUUCUUUCCAUUCCAUCUACUUGUAACUGCCAGGGAACCCCUGGAAUCCCUGAAGGGCCUUACUCUGAGGGAGGAGAUUGCUCUUCUAGCAACUUUUGCCACCAUUGUACCUCUCCAGCUUUGGGGGAAGAUGAAGAGUUGGAAGGGGAAUAUGAUGAAGAGGAACCUCUUAAGUUUCCCAGUGAUCUUUCACGUGUGCCCAGUGAAAAGAAACCUGCACCCCGGAGACAACGGCACCGUGUUCCAGCCAAGGAGGACACUCGGGAGGGUGGACGAAGAGAUCCCAGAUCCCCUGGUCGACAUCGGCUGGGCCGGAAACGGAGUCAGGCAGAUAAACGCAGAGGACUGGGAUUGUGGGGAGCAGAGGAACUGUGUCACCUUGGACAGGCAGGCUUCUGGUGGCUGAUCGAACUGCUAGUAUUAGUGGGGGAGUACGUGGAGACUUGUGGCCAUCUCAUCUAUGCAUGCAGGCAGCUGAAAGGCAGUGAUCUGGACCUUUUUCGUGUCUGGGUGGGAGUGUGGGCAGGGCGGCUGGGGGGCUGGGCCCAGACGAUGUUUCAGUUUCUGAGCCAGGGGUUUUGCUAUGGGGCAGGGCUGUUCACCCGUUUUCUUAGGCUCGUGGGUGCUUUGCUCCUUCUGGCUCUGGCCCUUUUGUUGGGCUGUUUACAGUUGGGCUGGCGGUUUCUGGUAGGAUUGAGUGAUCGGUUAGGCUGGAGGGGUAAAGCCACCUGGCUCUUCUCUUGGCUGGCUUCUCCCACCUGGCAGCGUUGCCUGAUUCUGCUGAGAGAGAGCAGGCCCUGGCAGCAGCUGGUAAGAAUAGUUCAGUGGGGUUGGCUGGAGUUACCUUGGGUCAAACAGAGGACCAAUAGACAGGGGAAUGGACCUGUAGCUGGUGGUCGUUACUGCCAGCCUGAAGAGGAAGUGGCUCGACUCUUAACCAUGGCUGGGGUUCCUGAGGAUGAGCUAAACCCUUUUCACGUGUUGGGGGUUGAAGCCACAGCAUCAGAUGUUGAACUGAAGAAGGCCUAUAGGCAGCUGGCAGUGAUGGUUCAUCCUGACAAAAAUCACCAUCCUCGGGCGGAGGAGGCCUUCAAGGUUUUGCGGGCGGCUUGGGACAUUGUCAGCAACCCUGAAAGACGGAAGGAAUAUGAGAUGAAACGAAUGGCAGAAAAGGAACUGAGCCGGUCAGUGAACGAGUUUCUGUCCAAGCUGCAAGAAGCAAUGAAUACAAUGAUGUGCAGCCGGUGCCAGGGAAAGCACAGGAGGUUUGAAAUGGACCGGGAACCUAAGAGUGCCAGAUACUGUGCUGAGUGUAAUAGGCUGCACCCUGCUGAGGAAGGUGACUUUUGGGCAGAGUCAAGCAUGUUGGGCCUCAAAAUCACCUACUUUGCAAUGAUGGAUGGGAAAGUGUAUGAUAUCACAGAGUGGGCUGGAUGCCAGCGUGUGGGAAUCUCCCCAGAUACCCACAGAGUCCCUUAUCACAUCUCAUUUGGUUCGCGGAUGCCAGGCACCAGUGGGCGGCAGAGAGCUACUCCAGAUGCCCCUCCUGCUGACCUUCAGGAUUUCUUGAGCCGGAUCUUUCAAGUACCCCGGGGCCAGAUGUCCAACGGGAACUUCUUUGCAGCUCCUCAGCCCGGCCCUGGGGCCACUGCAGCCUCCAAGCCCAGCAGCACAGUACCCAAGGGAGAAGCCAAACCGAAGCGGCGGAAGAAAGUGAGGAGGCCCUUCCAACGUUGACACCCCUCGUCUUUCCUCCAAUCAAUGUCAGGGAGUCAAAAGGGCUGUGUACAGCACCAGAUGGAAUUUGAUUUGUUUAUUUUUAAAUAUUUAAAAAAGGGAAAAUUUUAAGCUCAAAUUGUUCACUCAGUACUUUUAGGAAGCCCUGGAACCACUCUCCCUCCUCCACCAGCACCCAGGAACUGAAUCUUGUCUUCUGACAAUACCAAAGAAAUAGGGGAUGUCUAGAACAAAGAACCUGGGGCCUGGACCUGGGCUGGACGGUAUCUCCCGUAGUGUGGGAGCUGGGUAUUUCCCUGGGGUCUGGAUGCCUUUAUCUUGUCUUUUGCUUCUUAGAGCAGACACUCCCCUUACAGCACCCCUCCCCCCCGCCCCGCCUUUAAACGAGUCUGUCUUAUUUCUUCACUCAUUUCAGGAGGGAGCCCCCUCCUUUGCCCCAGUAUACUAGUUAAAAGAACAGGAAAGCAUGUAACCCUAAUUAUAGGAGAUACGUAAGAGUUCAGAGAGUGGGAACUCUCACAUUAUGGGUAAUCACCCAACUUCAUGCUUGUUGCUGCAGGGAUGGCCAAAACUAAUAAUUUUUAAAAAGCAAGAUUCACGCCCUCUGCCCUUGGGUGAGGGGGAAGGGUAAAGGGGCUUCCAGCAGCCCCCUUAUGAUCCAAGGGUUUGUAUUUUUUUAAGUUUGUUCAUAUUUGUAUGUACAUAUCUAUUUAAAGCCAGGGGAUUAUCUUUCUAUAAAUUCGUAACUGGCAACCUGUAUCUUCCCUCUCUUCUCUGCCCAUAUAGCUGGACCCCUUUUUCUCAAUGGAGAAUCUUUUCCUUCGUAAGUGUUAGAGUGAAGGGCAUCUCCUGCUGGACCAAGGGAGGGGGAUAAAAAAAAUACCUUAAAGAAA
Messenger RNA from Dama dama (fallow deer), 3756 nucleotides. It is a transcript of the gene DNAJC14, whose product is annotated as DnaJ heat shock protein family (Hsp40) member C14. Bases 764 to 2863 code for a protein of 699 amino acids. The record is from RefSeq and is a predicted model, not a curated record. Gene Ontology annotation, molecular function: dopamine receptor binding. The transcript has 7 exons. NCBI's taxonomy places the organism in Eukaryota, Metazoa, Chordata, Mammalia, Artiodactyla, Cervidae.